CACAAUGGUGUGACGGGCUUAAUGGUCGCUUCCCAUCUUGGGAACAAGGAUCUCGUCCGCUGGUUUCUAAUUAACAAGGCGGAUGCCAAUGCCAGGACACAUCUUGGUUGGCGUGCUAUUCAUUUUGCGGCCAAGCGUGGCCACGUAGCAACCAUCGACAUGCUAUGUUCCAGCGGGGCUGUUGUCGACCCUGUCACGUCGGGACUACUGCACCUCUAUAUUCAUCGCGGUCUUUUACCUGCUGAAGUGCUUUCGCGCACACGUUCCACACUGGAUUCACCUCUAAACAAGUCGAGGCCGGCGCCACAAAUAGAUUGUACUUCACUUUCGACAGAUCUGCCAAACGAAACAAAUGGGUCGGACAAAAUCAUCGGUUUAACUUAUCUUGAUUUUUCUGUUGCUGUAAACGAUAGUCAAAUUAUAAUCAACCAAUUACAAUGCCAGUCAACCAGCUACGAUUUAGAACUCGCGCGUCGUAAACGUGAGCUGAUUCGACGGUUGCCACCGAUCAACACUCUUCCUCAGCAGUCAGCAGUUUUGUUGGUCCAGCAAACGCAACGCCUUGCACGCGCUGAUUUACCGGCGUUUGAGCGACUACAAGCUGUUCGGAAGGUUUUUGCUGUUUUACCCUUAAAGUCUCUUGGUGGUCCAUCUGAUGAGGGCAUACAUGUUACAUUUGGAACUGCUGUUGAGCCGUAUCUCCGUCUGUUUGAGGCAUGCAUGUGUGAGAGCCAUUGUCCUAGUUCACUUGCUGCUGAACUAAGUGUCCUAUCCGUUUAUUUCGUAGCACUUGGAAGUGGAAGAAACGGGGAACUCAACGUACCAAAUCCAACAGACGAUGGUCCAAACGGCGGUUCUCCCAGGGCAUCCUUCAUUGCCUCAUAUGUUGCGAGGUUGCUGCGCAAACUAAUAUCUAAAAAUAACCCACAGUAUCGCGCUGGAAUUUUGGCUCAUCUAUGCCGAAUACUUUCGUUCUCUAACGAAAAAAAGGACUGUAACAAGUGUCAAAGACCCACGGACUUUUGGUCAGAUUUGAAUCAGUUCACGGUUGUUCUCUCCAGUUUAGUAAGACUUGGUGAAACUCUUGAUCAACCCCUUAAUGUUGCUCGAUUGGCUGCUCUUAUUGGUCUCAUUGGACGUCGAAUGAGUGAACUAUCAUUGCCAAGCGUGGUAUCUUCGUCAACUAGCCUUUUCUCUGAUCUGGCUGACAUCCUUGUUGGAUGGGGAGUGGACCCCACUAGUGUUACACGAGGUAUUAAUCUGGAUAGCAUAUACACAGAAUUACGUUUUGGACUCUCCAGCUGGUGGUUGCAUUUGCCGAACAAGAAUUCUCGUUCUGUUGUAUCGGGUUCGGAUUCAAAUGAAGAUAUUCCUACAAUUAAUCCAAGCAUGCACGAAAUGAUAAACCGGCAGGAUCCAGUGAGCAAAGCAGUAUUGAGAACUUUAUGCCUUUUGGCCGAAAAGGAAGAGUUACGUGAUCCUUUAUGCCAGCUCGUUUUAUUAGAUUUGAGACUUGCAUUCCGCUUUCUUAAAGCACCUGGAACUAAUGAGGUUCCUAACACUGAUGACCUCUCUAAAUGCGAAGAAUUGGGACUUUUCAGUUUGGCUCUUUUUUCUGCCAUCGUGCGGCACACUACCUCCUCUGUCGAUCGAUUGGCUCUCCGUAGGCAUAUACUGGGGACUUUCAGUCAGGAUUGUGCACUGAAAUGGUUGGACAUUCCUCCCCGACUCCGGAUGGCUUUGGUUGCAGUGUUGAACGACGAUAAUUUCCUGACCUCCCUGCCGCCAACAGAACUAAUGCAAUUGAUCUCCACCGUCUUAUGUGUGAAGUCUAAUUCGCCCUUCGAGUAUAAUCAAGCAUGCAUGUUCGCCUUGACCGGUUUGAAGAACACGAAUUUGACAUCCAACGACCGUUGCCAAAUAUUGACAUACAUUUGCAAGCUAGCUGGAAGAAUUUUAUCCUCCCGCCAAUCACUUCACACAUGUUCAAUGGAUCCAUUUAUCUUGUGUAUCCGAAUCGUGAUUUCGAAUGCUUUUUCUGACGGACUUGAACAGAAUGAGCGUUUGCGUCAACUACUGUUCCGAUUAUCCGAAUUUGCGCUGUGCAGUAACUUUCCGGAACGACAAGAAGUCUGUAGCGACUUACUGCUUGCUUUGGGAGUUUCACAAGGACGUCGUAAAUACACUUCAACUCCCAAUUUAGGACUAGCUUGGUACACAACUCGACGUCCUGACAAAUCAGCAACGGCCCUGGUUAUGCCACCGGCAGCUUCACAGGUGUCUUCAUCUUGUGCAGUUGUUGGCUCUGCUAGCGCGUAUCCCAGUUUACCGGCAGUUGCCGGUGUUCUCGGUUUCUUAACACGUGGGGCACCCUAUAAUGCAACUGCCAGCUCUAGCCGUUUGUGCAUCUUGAAGGAGCCAUCUGACUGGAUCAGACGAUUAUAUCAUCUCAUUUGCCCUAUUCCAGCUGAAAUGAAUUCAAAGUUGUUUGUUGUUAGUGCAGAAGAAACGGUGCUUUGGUACGCUGCAUGGACUAUGAUUGAUUAUAAACUGAAAGUGGCUCCGUGGGUUAACCCUUUGAAAACGUUCUUAUCAUUGGAGGGCACGAUGCGGGCCUUUCUGCGACCAAAUAUUACUCCUGAAACCAAAUCACGCAAUCCAUCCAACUCUAGUGGCGUGCUGAAUUUUCAUAUUGCUUCUAGCGAUGCACUGUCACAUCAACCGUGGAUUAGACAGCUACGUCAAACUCAGUCACUGAUGACGUUUUUGGGCUUUCUCGAACGUCUUAUUGACAAUGCCACGAAAGGCUUUGCUGUGUCUUUACCACGUCCUGUUCUACCUGCGUGCACCUUCUUUGCCGCGAAUGAAGCUACCUGCUCACAGUGGUUUGGUCGAGUUCGUACCCUGUUACUUCGGAUUGCCGAUGGUUGGCCCCUGCCUCCUGUUGCAAAUGGAUGUUUUGCUGGUGACGUUCCAGCCACGGUUCUGUACCAUGCCUACACUCCAUUGGUUACAAUUAUGCAAUCUGAUCCAUCUGAUCUGGAAUUAUGGCUGUCUGGUUUGCCAUACAAUGGUGUUUCAUGCGAUGUACUCAUUCGUGUUGCCAAGGCACUACAUCGUUUGUCGGCUUGGGAGGAGCUUCAUGCGUUGAGCGAGUGGACCACACGCCUGUUUGAUUCAACGGUCGACAAAUGCAACCCAUUUGCAUGGAUUGAAGGUUUGGCACUGCUAACACGCGGUCAGUGGGAUGGAGCUGUGAAAAUAUUCCGUUCAUUUUUUGAUUUUUACGUCCAGCAAAAGCGCCGCCCUUGGGAUAUGGACUCUUCAGAAACUACCUGGACUUUGGGAUUCGCUUAUACAACGGAGCUUCUUUUUCAGUGUUACUUGAAUGAGGGUGAUAAUCAAGCAGCAUUUUCUUUACGAGAUGUCGUCCACUCAUUAAGCUUUUCACAAGACACUGAUGAAUCUGGCCUGACAUCAGCAGCAAUCUCGUCGCUCAAGUUAAAUUGCAUGCGGCUUUCAUACGUAGAAAAGUUGUCAAAUUGGUCUUCCUCAACAACCGCUUCCUCGAAAAACGAACACACUGGAGACGAAGGUAUAAAAUGGUGGUCACAUGAAAAAUUGACCACGAAAUUAUGUCAAUACUUGACGGAUGCGGCUCUUACGUUGAAGUCGUCCAUGGAUGGUACCUCAGGAGUCAAAAGGAACGUUCUAGAAAACUUAUCUAAGCUGAUCACGGAUGUUCGUUUGGCUUCAUUAUCGACUUUAAUGUCAUCAUCCAAACCACUAGCCUGUCUCCCGGAGCUUCAAUGUGGAUUGACCAGCGAGGGUAGCCUUUGCACCUGGUUAACUCGAGCAAAUUUGCUACUGAAUCCACCAUCGCAGUGCAUACAUGAUAGCGAUCUGGUUCACUGUCAUUCAAAUACAAUAGGCGAGUCAUCCUGGCGUCAUUUACUAGGUCAUCCUGACAGUCAUAAUGCUCGGUUGAAUUCUGGUUUGCAAGGUUGCCGUUGGGCAUGUGAAAACCAAAAUUAUUUGUUAGCCAGGCGUUUGUUGGUUCGUGAACUGAAAGCCUUAUCGUUUAUCGAUGGAAUGCAUUUCACUGCUGUGGAUCAUAGUCUAGAAACGCUGUACAAUAUUAUCCGUUCAGUGAAGUUUACGGGCGACGACCACCUUUCUCAAAUUCAACGCCUACUGUUUUAUGAUUGUUUGGCUCAACUUUUGUGGUCUACCGACAAAGUAUCCCCGUCAUUUGAUCCCAAGUUGGCUGCAAUCGAUACACUGUCGCAUGGUUUGCGAACGAUUAUUCUGGAAGAAUCAACUUCUGAUCCCGUGCACCACGCAGCUCGAUGUCACACCACAACUCAAGUUGCUCUACGCUUAUUCGGCUGGUUAGAGGCAUCUCAACGUUUAUCCAAUCGUACUUGGGCUGAAUGGAUCAGUCGUGAACAAAUGAAUUCACGUCACGAAACAUGUUUGCCACCAAAUUUACAGUCGUCCGGGCAGUCAAGUUCCCACAUAAUGCACGACAAUCAUAGUGUUUGGCUCAGUCGUCUCCUGAUGAUGGCCACACGACUGGCCCCGACCGGUUCAUCAUCAGCUGCAUGGCUUCGCAUGGCUAGUUGGUGCUACACUCGUGGUCAGACUAUGGUGGAGCAAACACGGGUCAUGGCAGUGAAUAUGCUACUUAAGCCAGGCAAUUGGACUGACCCGCAGACAGCGAUAGAAUCUACCGCCUGUCCCGUUCUUCAGGCAAAUGACUACCGCCUGGUCUCAACCGCCCUCAAACAACACGGUCUCCAAGAUACAAUAACUUCUGUUGAUGAGAGCCGUACCCAAGCUGAAGCAGUUGUGCCGAUGCUUAUCGCUUCGCUGCUCACGUUUCUUACGCCUGACCAAAGCCGAUCGUUAUCGAAGAAUGCGGUCGUCAGUGAUGAAGCGACCGACUACAAAGCUCAUGGCGGUUUGUUACCCAAUUUGCGAUUGACAAAAUUGUGUCCAGAUGAUGAAACAGACCCACUGAUCUGCAAGCUGCUGAGUCAGCAUCUUCAUCAAACAUUACCUCAAUUAUUCCCUCCGUCCUCACCGAUUCCAGUAGAUCUGUUGGAAUCAUUGCAUCACUUAACAAUCGAACUGACGCAAAGACAAUACACGUUGCAUACCUCAGCUGCACAAGCCUAUGCAACGUACCUUACCGUGGCGGGACAGCGUGCUGCUCCUGAGGUAGUUCGAAUGGAGGAACCAAUUACUAGGCUAGAUACGAUGACAGGCAGGUUACUAUUUUAUUUCUUUUCAAAUGCAUCUUCAUACUGGCAUCGUAAUUUAUUUAAGUCUGUAUGUAAUGAAUAG
Molecule: messenger RNA, 5349 nt
Organism: Echinostoma caproni
Lineage: Eukaryota; Metazoa; Platyhelminthes; Trematoda; Plagiorchiida; Echinostomatidae
Source: the annotation of a GenBank genome assembly